This is a messenger RNA of Ornithodoros turicata, 2278 nucleotides long. RefSeq lists its product as uncharacterized. The transcript is spliced from 15 exons. NCBI's taxonomy places the organism in Eukaryota, Metazoa, Arthropoda, Arachnida, Ixodida, Argasidae. Bases 36 to 2213 code for a protein of 725 amino acids. The record is from RefSeq and is a predicted model, not a curated record.
AAGAACUGAAGAAGACAACGUCCUACGCAGUGGCAAUGGCUGUAGUAAGAGAAAGAAAUAUUUCCCUCGGGAGUCUGCUCGUCUGUAUGCUUUACCUGAGCACUUGCUGCGCUACCCCGGAGGUUCGUGUCAAGGCUGUGUUGGUCCCAUGCGGGACCGAGAGCCACGCUAGCAAAAUGGGAAGCACUGUGGACGCCUUCCUGUCAUCGAAGCCAACACUGACAAAAUGCCAGAGGAAACUCGGUGUUGUCCUGCAGAUCAACAACACCGGCAAGGUUAUGGACGAAGACAUGUACGUUUUCUUAGACGAAGCUGUGGAUGAAGCAAGCGGAGUGACGGUGAAGCUGGUGGAGCCGUUAGUCUUUAAGGUGUACCAACACCCGGUGUCCCUAGCGCACACCUUCCAUUACCUAGGGAGCGUGAAUGGGAAGCUGAUGGAGGCUACGUUUACAGCAUCAAACCUCUCAUCGUCAGAAUCUCUGGCAGCCUGUUUCUCCAACGACCUGACGCAUUUCAAGUGCGGUUACGACAGAACGGAAAACUUUCCCAUGGGGUUUUGCUGUCCUUGUACGCACGAUGACUGUGACCCGAACGCGAGAGAAAAACCUUGUCGUCCACUGGAAGAAACACCCACGACACACUGCCUGCAGCAAAGCCCUUUCUGGUACUUUGUGACAGCCCUUGGGCCGCCCAUGCUAUACCACACACUUGAAAUCCAUAUCUAUCAGCGCCGAAAGUCGUCAUCGUGGCAGGCCAUUACCAAAAAACCGGGUAUCAUUCUUGGCACAGAUCUCCCCGCGGCAGUGAACAAGGAAAACAUCGUAGCGGCAAAAUACCUCACCCAUACGAAGUACAGCAGCCUUGAUGGUGGUUUACCCUAUCAGACACACCGGCUCUUAAUCCCGCACGCCACGCCAGGAAUGUCAGCAGACGAGCUACCGCCACACAUGGCUAACAGUGCACGCGACUACCUGAUUUUCCCGACAUCUAUGGUAGAACUUGGCGAUAGUGAAUGCGGCAAAAUUGGGACGUACUUCAAGGCAUUUUCGAACCAAGGCGAUCGGUGUCGGCGCCCAGUUGGCAGUUGCUUGGAGCUGCAACCACUUGAUCUUUGGUCUCAGGAUAAUGCAAAACGCGAAGACGGUAAAGAUGGGAAAUAUCUUCUGGAAAACUUCGCGACUCCUCAAGAAAAUGCUGUUGUGGUUAAUACCUUAAAUGGAAAUCGCUACCUCAACCUCGAGUACCAGGGCGAAUUCAGUAGCCUGUCUUUUGUCGAGAUCAAUGCGGAUGCAAUAGAGUUCGACACUGCCAGCAACAGAUUUGCCUUGAUAGAAGUAAAUACUCUGGCUAUGGUCAACCCUAUUGUGAUACAGCUUCACAUUGUUAACAAGCAUCACAGAGCCGAGCUCUACAAGGCCUACAUCAAGGGAUGCAGCUUUGGUUUCUCGUCAACGAGCACGGACGAUGUAUAUUUAGCACCACAGGAAAAGCACCUGCUGCUCCUCAUUCUGCGGAUGGAUGCUGGAAUGCCAACUACUGAUGUGUGGUGCAACGUGGCAAUUGAGACGUCAAUGCAUGCAGACGCUGUGACACAAAGCGUCUUAGUCCGGCCAAGAGGGACGUGUAAUUGCUACAUGGAUUGCCAAUGCACGUGUCUUGGAGAGUCGAUGGCCUGUACACCAGAUAUUUCUCACACGAGAGAAAAGAGAAAAUCCAGCUGGCACGCAGCAGACAAGCCUACCGAACCACUUAGUCACUUCAAGGUCCCUGAACCUUUUAUAAUUGAUGUACACAAACCAUCUGUUAGCAUGGCUGCCUGUGGACUGUCUGCUUUUCUAUGGGCGCUCCAGAUAGCAAUCAUGAUCGGUUUCAUAAAAGCCGUGCUUGGUCUCAUAUUCCCUUCAGUGGGUCUGUGGGGAAUGGAAUUCGCUGUGCUUUCUGAACCAAAGCCUAUAGGCAAGCCUAGAUUGAAAACUAAGGAACCACAGAAAGACUUCCCACACAUGAAUGAUGAGGGUGACAAGCCUGUGAACACAGCUGCAGUGUUCUGCGUAAAUGUCUUUUGUUUUUGUUUUUUGCCCUGCAUUUUAUGGAAUAUGAUUCAGAACUGGAAAGACUCAAGCCCAGGUGAAGCAUUUCGUGACAUCACUCACGCUACAAAUGACAAUGCAGGCAGAAAAAGUGCAGUGAAGAAGCGAACAGACACCGCUUGACUUUGUAUAGCGUCUUUGUUUCCCACGUAAUGUUUAGGCUUAGUAAAUGUUGGAUGUUUAGCACA